Molecule: messenger RNA, 1394 nt
Organism: Seminavis robusta
Lineage: Eukaryota; Bacillariophyta; Bacillariophyceae; Naviculales; Naviculaceae
Source: the annotation of a GenBank genome assembly
AACGUAAUUGUCAGUUACAUCCUACUACGCCUGAAAGUAUUGUUUGCAUACCUUACUGUAGUUAAACCUCCAGCUUUGCAUCCUAGCUAGUUUUUGAUGUACAACCUUUGCUUCUAUGGUAUACUCGGAGAUGUUGGAUGUAGUGUACCAGGUACCGACUUUUUUUUAGAAGGCGACUACUCUGGUGACAGCCGCCACCCUUGCCUACAGCCCGCAGUGAAGGUAGAAGUACACAACCGCCAAAAGCACAACAUGGUGGAUCUUUCCUCUUAAAGCCAUCUGAGCUGUUAGUAAUUUGAUGACCUGAACACAUCGGUACCGUAUUUGACACCAAGUAGAGGUACUGUACCGGUAGUGCUACAAAUACUCCAAGAGCCAUUCGGUCACGCUCUGUUAUGUACCGGUCCAUGGAUUAGCGGGCUCACGCUCCCUCUUUAAAGCCCUGGUUAGGUACUUAAUAAAGACCUAGUCAACCCCUGCACGAUCCCUAAGUAUAAAUAUAGUUUUGUUAAGAACGAAACAGACGGUCAACGUUCUGGUUCAAGAUGCGAACUCCCUCAUCCGUGCCAAACUUUCAAAAGAUCUCCGUUGACCUUCAAAUAAAUAAGAAGCGACAUCAGCUUUUUAUUCACCAUCUGCUGCCUCUGCAUUUUUUUCGCAGAACCCGCCUCAUCACCGCGUCUUUUUGUCACACAAUCACAAUCUCUACUUCUUUCAAGCUCUGAAAGCAUCUGGCUAUUCUACCGUAUCUUAUUCCAAAGCAAACCAUCUCACCAUGACUGCCCUUCGAUCCAUUGCCGCAUUGAUCCUCCUGAGUGUUGUGUCCGUGUUGUCUGAUUCGGUGUGCCUAAUUCUCAAAGUGGACGAAUUUAGUCCUGCGAUGACCAAAUUCCUUGCCAACUGCACUGGCACCACAUGCUCCGUGGACUUUGCCGACUUCCCUGCAUCCAUGAACUUGGAAACUACCUGCGGAAAUUUGACUGGAGCCACCUUCUCGACAUACUCCCAGUCUAUCACUUGUGGUGGCGAUACUGUGUCAGCAGAGAAUAUUCCCUACUGUGCGACUCAAAAGUGCGAUACAGAUGAAUUGAAGAAGGCCAAAGAGGAAGUCGCUGAGGGCGUGAAUAAGGUUUACUCGGAUGUGGGUAUUGAUUGCAAGGUUACCGUAGAUUCCGGUGCUGCCUUGGCCCAAGGUUUCAUGUUGAGUCUCAUGGCUGUGAUGGGACUUGCCGUUUACUUUGCUUAGACAGCAAGCCGUGCCGUGCCCAUCAUGAUUUUGUAGCUGGAAGAUCAGAUGAGAAUGCUGUAUUGAACGUUUGGGAAGGAGGUACUCGAGUACUUGUUUUAAAGAAGUACCGUAUGGAUAAAGCCUAUUAGAAUAUUAUCUGCUUUCU